UGACACAUGGGACUCUGCUAGUGCCAGUGAUGUGAUGGCUGUGAAUAUGGAGAGGUUUGUCAGUGAAGGUAAAGGGAAUGGCUUGCGUGCUCUUCGUGAAUUCAAAGCCGGCGAGGUGAUCCAUUCGAGCGAGCCUUAUGCAUUCUGCAUAGCCAAGGAUUUCUUGAAAACCACCUGCCAACAAUGUCUCAAGAGAGGUGAAAGUCUUCUGAGAUGUUCCCAGUGUAAGACGGCCCGUUACUGCAAUAUGCAGUGUCAGAAACAAGCAUGGCCCGAACACAAGAAAGAAUGCAAAUAUCUCAAGCGCCUCCAACCACGGAUCCCCACCGAUUCUGUUCGUCUGGUCGCAAGAAUCAUUUUCAAACUGCUUAGCCAAUCAGAAAGUGACAAGGAUGAGAUGUACUCGAUAUCUGAACACCAGUCACAUCUAGCAGACAUGAGUGAGGAGAAGAAGGAAGGCUUGGUGCAUCUCUGCUCUACCCUCCAGGUGUAUCUCGGUGAGGAGAACUGUGAUCUAUCUCACCUACCGCCUGGCCUGGACCCCAUCAACCUUCUCGCCAGAGUGACCUGUAACUGUUUCAGCAUCAGUGAUGGAGAGCUGCAGGAUGUGGGGGUGGGGCUUUACCCCAGCAUGUCCCUGCUGAACCACGACUGCCAGCCAAAUUGUGUCAUGGUGUUUGAGGGCAAGAAACUCACACUGAGAGCUGUUCGGUUCAUCAGAACCUGUGAAGAGUUGACUAUAAGCUACACCGAUGUCCUUGUGCCCAGCAAAAUGAGACAGGCCCAGUUACAGGAGCAGUACCACUUCCUGUGUCAGUGUGAGCACUGUACCUCUAAAGACAAGGACUCGGACAUGCUGUCUGGAGAGAGGACAGCGUGGACGUCCUUAAGAGACACCAUCCCUCACCUGGAGCAUCUUCAGUCAGAGCAAAACUGGGAGGAGUUACUGCAAGAGAGCCAGGUUCUUUUGGACAAGUAUGGUGAUGUUGUACCAGACAGGAACAUUUAUUUGCUCAGGUUGCUGGAUCUGGCCAUGGAUGCUUGCAUCAGCCUGGAUGACUAUGUGAAAGCAUUGGAAUAUGGCAGUAGGGUUCUGGAACCUUACAAAUUCUACUACCGUGAUCCUCAUCCAUCCAGAGCGGUGGAGCUGCUGCGGGUGGGGAAGCUUCAGCACUACCUAGGCAGACUGGAGGAGGCUCAGGGGAGCUUCACACAGGCCUAUGAUAUCAUGAAGGUGACCCAUGGGACGGAGCAUGCCCUGACUAAUGAGGUGAGGAGAAAACUGGCAGAGUGCCAGGCUGAGCUGGGUCGAGUCUAGCCUGAUCUGUGCCAUUGCAUAAGCCUGUGUCAUCAUCGCACUGCCACGAGACCAACUAUGCCAGCUUUGCCACAGACACCAUGCCACCGCUCCAAAUUCCUCCCUACUCUUUCUUUUACACGUUGGCUGUCAAUCAGUGCUUCUCUAUAUUUGUUCUCAAAUGGAAUUUUUCUGGAUGGUUGUAUUGGCCACCUGCUCUUGUGCCGCUGUGCAUCAAACCCGAUGAACCCAAAUACUGAAUACUUUUUUUACUUUUUUGUACCAUGCGAGAGGGGAAAAAACAGCAUUGCUUGCUUCUUCGUUUCAUUUCAAUUUUGGGAAAAGAAAAGCUAUUUAUUCAAAUUAUUGUGUUUAAAAACAUUUUUGCAAUAAUGACAGAUGGGUGCUGCUACCUGCCCUGCAAAACAGCUGUUCACUUUUUUUCUUUUUUUAAGUAAGAGAAGAUUCAGUUUUACACCCAUUUUUUACAGCCAAAAUUGUACUGUUAUCAGUCAGUGUCAGAAGAUCGCUGAACUAAUCUAACUAAAUCUAAAUUGCACAUUACACAUACAGUAAAUAGAUAAAUAGUGCAGCUUUUUAAUUGUGUAGAAUAUCUGGGGCACUCUACUUUUGCUUUAGACUACCAUAGAUACUGUAGGAGUUAAAUCUUAUUAGUAUUCAAAUGCAUCUUUCAGAUUAAGAGUUGCUUAAUGGAAUAACUUUUUUAGUCAUUUCAUGAUUCAACUAACAAGCAACUGCUCUGAGACAAAUAUAGUUCGUAGGCUAGUGUCUGGUCAAUCGAGUAAUAAAAUUAUUCAAAAAUAAAAUUUCAUAUUGCCCUUUUAAGAUUGCUGUGUUUAGUCCUAUUUCAAGGAAUAGUAUUUACCAGAUUGAAAGGUCUUGCAGAAAUAUAAAUGGUAGACAAGACAAAGUAAAAGAAGAAAUUUUUUGGAUUUGAUACAUGCUGUUUGGAGAACCUCGGGAAUGCCCAUGAACACUUACCAAACAAAUUACAGUGGGGUAGUAGUUUUUCAAAACUGUUUAUUAAACACUGGCAUAAUGAUCCUUCACACCGCAUUAAUACAAAUUUCUUUAGAUUUAGAUUUUAUAUUUACUUUCGUGUGCUCAUAUCAUCAACAGCAGUGAAAUCUUACACCUUUUUAGCAAUAACUAAUGUGUUUUGCUUUGUAAAAAAGGCCCUAAACAUCGCAGCUCAUAAUUGUGCGUAGCUUUGGUUUCUCAUCAUUACUUUCAGUAAUCAGAGUAACUCUGGCAGUUCCAUUUGUUUAGAUUUGAUAAACAUGUUUCAACAGCUGCUUUGAAUUUUCAUGCUCUUCUUUUACAAUUUGUAUUCUUGCAGCUCAUGUAAGCUACUUUGAUGUGUUAUAUCGGCCAUUCCUUCUAUGCAGUAUAUUUUCAUGUCCUCAUUUUAUAUGUCUUCAUAUCCUGGAUAAACCAUUAAACUUGCAGUAUUUAAAGUUCA
Messenger RNA from Myxocyprinus asiaticus (Chinese sucker), 2780 nucleotides. RefSeq names its product SET and MYND domain containing 3 (gene smyd3). Lineage: Eukaryota; Metazoa; Chordata; Actinopteri; Cypriniformes; Catostomidae. The transcript has 12 exons. Bases 35 to 1318 code for a protein of 427 amino acids. Gene Ontology annotation, molecular function: protein binding. Gene Ontology annotation, cellular component: nucleus. The record is from RefSeq and is a predicted model, not a curated record.